CAGCAGGAGCACGUCCACUCGUUAAAUUCCUAAAAUAAAACUAUGUCUCUAUGAAUUCGCCAUAAAACAGUGUAGACACAAGUGCGUCUGAUGGCCGGGGAAGCGGGUUUCAAAAAACGAGGCAAACUAACUCACCAAGAAUCCAAUAGGUCUGCGAAAGAAGCAGAAAUCGAAGUUGAUAGAAGUGUGGGAAGCAGUAACAAUCAAAAUAAACGACCCGGAAGCAGGGUGUACAAGAUUGUUGUUUUGGGAGAUGGUGGUGUAGGAAAAUCAGCUGUGACUCUACAGUUUGUCAGCCACAGUUUCCUGGAUUAUCAUGAUCCAACGAUUGAGGAUUCAUAUCAACAACAAGCAGUCAUCGAUGGUGAACCAGCACUACUAGAUAUAUUGGACACUGCUGGACAGGUUGAAUUCACAGCAAUGCGUGAUCAGUACAUGCGAUGCGGCGAAGGUUUCAUGAUUUGCUACAGCGUAACGGACCGGCACAGUUUCCAAGAAGCCUCAGAAUACAGAAAACUGAUCCAGAAAGUCCGAGCUUCCGAAGACACGCCCAUAGUAUUAGUAGGUAACAAAUUCGAUCUUCAUAUGCAACGCAAAGUUUCCACUGAGGAAGGAAAAUCUCUGGCACGUCAAUUCGGCUGUCCAUUUUAUGAAACCUCGGCCUGUCUAAGGACGUACGUGGACGACGCUUUUCACACUCUAGUCCGGGAAAUUCGGACUAAGGAAAGGGACAGAUCGGGUUUGCCUGGCAACGAACGAAAACUACGACGGCACAGUAAAUGGUGGCGGUUACGAAGCAUUUUUGCGCUAGUUUUCAAACGAAAACGUCCCACGAAUUAUAGUGUCUAGAUUAUUUUGGCUAUGCUGAUUUUAGGUUCACAUCAUUACAAAAUCUGUACCUACUUAUAUCGGAACUUGCUUGUAUCUUCAUCUCAAAAUGUGGAACCCAAAUUCAAUUACAUAUAUAUGAAGUUCCAUGUUCCUCCUGUAUAGCAUAUGAACUCUGGGAAAACAAUCUAAAAAAAAUAGAUCAAAAUGCCUAUACUGAGUACAGAUUUUGCACUAGAUAUAUUUAUUGAAUAAUUAAUUUUUCUUUGCUGCAUUAGAGGAGUUUUCACAAUAACAUUCCUACACGAGAAAUUUACUGCCAUUUUUGUUCUUGCAUAGGCACUCCACUCUAGUCCUUUAAAAAUUGCAACUUGGACCAAAAAUUACCAUACAAUCUUAUAAAAUAAGGAAAAAUUGAAAGCUCGAGUGCAAUUUCUUCUACAAAAUUGUAGUUCAGUUUCCAAUAAUAAAUCAGAGAUAGUGUUUUGUUACCCAGCAGAGUGUCAUCAAAUCUCUAAAACUUGUUGCAUUUAUAUCUUAGGUAUGUUUGUUUUUUUUUGGUAUUAUUAAUUUAAGUAUUGUUAUAUUAGGUCUGCUUCAUGAAGUUGGACCUUUAAAAAGAUUUAUUAGGACGCGAAUUAAACAAAUUAAGAAAAAAGCUUUAAUCAUUAGGUUAAAAACAAAGUAUGUUUAGGGAGAGUUUAUCACUCAUGUUCCAAAUAUUGAUGAUGUUAAUCAAGAGCCUUGUCUGUGAUUAAAUAAUGUGUACAAUGAGGUUCUAUAUAUAUGUUUGUGACUUAUUGAUAUUUGGAACUUGUUGUUUGAAUAACUCCAUUGAACAUUAAUAGAUUUAAUUGUUGUAGAUUAUACAAUAGAGAUUAAUUCAGUGGAGCUACUACAAACAACUUUAAAAGAGCUUUAUUAUAUAGGUUUAAUAGGAUAAUAUGUAUUUAUUUUACAAUAAUUUUCUAGUCAUAUUUUUCUAUUUUAGAGGCUUUGACCAUUGAGUUUGUUAGACAAUUUUGUGCACAAUCAAAUUUGCUGUUUAAAACAGGUUUGUUAAUUAUUUAUAUAAAUUGCUCAUUAAGGAUCUGUAUAUGUGCGUAGUUUCCAAGGGCUGGUUCACAUCUAAGCUGUUUUGUUUCAAGCUCUUCAAACCGCUUAUACGUUUUAUCAUAGACAAUCAAAUUUAUUAUUUCGAAAAGGUUUCUGCUAUUUUGGCUUGUAUACUCACCAGUGUAAUUAGAGCAAUAUUGGGUUUACUACUUUUUACAUUUUUAAAUUCAAAUGAAGAUUGGACAAUAGUAACGAAAACGAAAACCAGGGCAUCAGAGAGAUAUUGGUUUGAUAACCCAAAAUAUAAAAUACUUAAUGAUUUCAUUAGAAAACAUCGACAUUGCUUAUGAUUCUAUUUAGAAGAUAAUAUGGGGUUUCUUAGGAGGUGAUUGCGGUACAUGUAGGCACACAGGUUUUCUCAAACCCAAGGCAUACAAAAUAAAUUUUAUUAACUAUAAUAUCUCAACAUAUCGAAAAAGUUCUUUUUAUAAUUGUCUUCUAUAUAGGGCUUCAAAAGACUGCACAUUCUAGCUUCCAAUGUUUUUCCAAAAUCAAGAUACAGGUUCACUAUUUUCAAUUAUGCCAGUGAGUUACAAGCCAUCCAAUAUGUAGAAUAAAACGUUAUAUUAUAUUAUAGGUGAAACAAAAUAUUAAGCAAUAACCAUGCAUACAUGUAUGAAGUACAUUUAGGUAUAGAAAACGAGCUGUAAAAAUUAACAUUAAGAUGUUGAAUGGUAACUUUCUAGAGUAUAUUAAUAAAAUUAUAUAUGUAUAUCAGUCAGUGGUGUAUUAAAUAAGGAGUACAAAUCAAUAUGGUUAGAAUGAGUGUUAUUUUGUUGCUGCAGUAUUUUAGAAAAAAAUGCUUCAAGUUAUGAUUUCUGUAAAUAUUUUUAUCGUCACUCCAAUCUAGUCUUAACAUGAAUCACAAGUUUUAUUUAAUUUCUUUUGUAUUUUGUCUACUAUAUAGAGUCAGGCCAUAGAAGACUGAAGAAUAAUCUUGAUUUUUUAAUAUGAAACAUAAUUUUUUUUUUAUAUUGUAUCCUAUCAUAUAAAUUGAUUGAAUUACCUAAUGACUUAAAAUGUAUAAUUGUUUAUCAAGUUAUUAUUUUUUAAUAAAUUUUAAAUAAUA
Molecule: messenger RNA, 3013 nt
Organism: Ceutorhynchus assimilis (cabbage seed weevil)
Lineage: Eukaryota; Metazoa; Arthropoda; Insecta; Coleoptera; Curculionidae
Source: the annotation of a GenBank genome assembly